Molecule: messenger RNA, 1363 nt
Organism: Linum tenue
Lineage: Eukaryota; Viridiplantae; Streptophyta; Magnoliopsida; Malpighiales; Linaceae
Source: the annotation of a GenBank genome assembly
GUUUACUAAAAAGACCUUUGCCCUCUUUUUACCCUUUUCCUUCCCCUUCUUAUCUCCCCCACCCCUCUUGGCUUUUUUCUCUUUUCCUCCAAACAACAUCGCCUCUCCCAAACAACUCACAACUCUCCUGCCGCCGAUUCUCUCUCGCUCACUCGUUUGCUUUGCUUCUCCUCCGCCCCCUUCUCUAAUCCUCUACGGCUGAAGCAGGAAUCGAAUCGCAAUGAAAGGAGGAAAAUCCAAGGCUGAUGGCAAGAGUACUGAUGCUGCGCUAAAGCCGAGAGCGGCUGGAAGAUCGAAGAAGGCAGUCAAGGAUCCAAACAAACCUAAGAGGCCUCCCAGUGCUUUCUUCGUCUUCAUGGAGGAGUUCAGGAAGGUUUUCAAGGAGAAGAAUCCUAACAACAAAUCUGUUGCUGCUGUAAGUUUCAUUAACGCAGUUCUGUGGCCUGUGUGUGGAUCUAUCUGAAUAAGAGCUAUUCCGAUCUGUGAAUUCGGUUUUAUGGCUGUCUGAUUGUUUAAUUCAAAUGAUUGCUUCCCUGGUGCGUCGUGGUAAUCUGUUUGCUUCUCUCAAUCCGGUUUAGGUCGGGAAAGCUGCCGGCGAGAAGUGGAAAGCUAUGUCUGAGGCAGACAAGGCUACUUACAAGGCAAAAGCAGACAAAAGGAAGGCUGAAUAUGAGAAGACCAUGGAUGCUUACAACAAGAAACAGGCUGGAGGUCAUGGUGAUGAUGACUCUGACAAGUCCAAAUCUGAAGUAAAUGAUAACGAAGAUGAAAGUGGAGAGGAGGAAGAUGAUGACGAGUAAGGUCCGGCUGUAGAAAGCUUUUGGAGGAUCAACUGGUACACUGCCAGUAUGAAGUGGAAGUUGCUUCUUCGUCUUCUCCUUGUUUAACUUCGAGAGUUAUAAUGUGACUGGGUAAUGGAUAUUUCUAGUUUGCUGUUUAGAUUGUAGGGUUGUAGGAAACACAUCUGUAAGGGGGCAGCCUUCCCCUCUCCUAUCCUAGUGCUCACAGUGCUCUUUUUUAUGUACUUAAAUGCGUAUCUUUGACCUGAUAUGAUGAGUAAGUUGUUGAACUACUUACUGAUCUCUUGUGUUGGUAUUGACCAUAUCCAGCCUCUUCUUUUCUGUCAAAUAUGUCAUCUCCCUAUGAUGGUGGGGUGAAGUUUCUCGACAUUGUGGAAGUUUGUGAUUGCUGCUUUCACUGCCUGUUGGUUUUGUGUCGGUGUGACGUAUCGAUGUUUUUGUUUUUUUGCGGCGGCUGGCGAAGAAUCUGUGGCCUGUUAUCUAGAGGUCAAAUAUGUGUCUUGAACCUUUCGGAUUUUGGAGUCGAAUGGAAAUGUAUUGUACUGUCUUGAAUCAUUUAGGAC